Fusarium verticillioides 7600 is the source of this 1788-nucleotide messenger RNA. RefSeq lists its product as hypothetical. The coding region runs from base 700 to 1686 and encodes 328 amino acids. The record is from RefSeq and is a predicted model, not a curated record. The transcript has a single exon. Lineage: Eukaryota; Fungi; Ascomycota; Sordariomycetes; Hypocreales; Nectriaceae.
GGGGCAUCUUUCAACUUUAACUCAGACCAGCCAUCAUUACCUACCAAGCUGACAUUGCCUCCACACUGGAAAAGGCUGGUCGACAUAUACAUGUCUUAUACUCACAGCUGGUUCCCAAUUAUGGACCCCGGGAUCAUCACACGCACAGCUUUGAUGUAUCCCCCAGAGGGCCUUGUCAUCGAAGCCAACCCCGCGUCGGCGCUACACGCACAGCUUUGGGCUGCUCUUGCUGUCUCUCUCAUUUCAAGACGCGGCCUCUUUCCAAACCAUCACGACCCAACGGAUUCUCUCCUAACGAAAUCUGCUCUAUCGCGCAACGGCUUAUACCCUCCUCCGACGAGACCUUCGAAUUGGCUCAUAUCUCCUCACUCCUCCUUCAUUCGCUAGUACUCAUGGGCCAAAAGAAGACGAUGACAGCAUGGAUCAUGAUAGGCCGAGCUUCCCGUCUUGCUUUGCAUUAUCGCGCGACAGCAUCUCACAUGUUUCCGGUCAAGGAAGGCGACGCAGCUUCUCUGAAUCAUAACGAAGUCAGGGUGCUGGCGGGAAGCUUCAUUCUGGAUUCUCUUGCUUCACUCAGCCUGGGUCAACCGCAAGUGACAUCGGGAAUUCGACAUAGCCUUCCUUCAGUUAUUAUAGAACAAGCUCUCGACCUGAACGAGCCGUGGACUUCGCUUUCGGGAUUCGGAAAGGCGGCGGAAGAUGGACAAGAAUCAACACCAGAUUGCGCAUCACCACUAUCAACCUUUCGACAACUUUUUGCCUUCUGUAGACUUUGGGGUACCAGCAUGGAUGCAAGGCUAUACAAUGACCGCAACCCUCAACGAAUCACCCCAGAAGACCUUGUCAGGAGCCUGGACGCUCGGUUUUCAUUUUGCAAUUCUCUCAUCUUCGGUGGUUCGACGCCAAGAGUGCCCUCAGCAUAUCUGCUUCAAGGCAUGUUCUUGGCAAUCACAUUGGACUUGGUGCCAGGCGCAUCGGCCGUCUCUCUUAUCUAAUUUCAUAGAGGUUGUUGAGUCGUGUCUGGAAAACUUUGGACCAGGUGGAACACCACCAAUCAUAGCCAUCUUGAUGGAUAUAGUCAAGCACCAUGGCCAUGGGAACCGAAUGCCAGAACACGACCAAGUCAAGUGGAAUUCGACAAUGGUAUCUCUCACAGACGGCUGGAAGCUCAAAUAUCAAGGGUUAGAGGCCCCUAAAAGCAACCAGCAUACACCUAGUUCUGUGGAUCCGUCACGCCGCCCAAUAGUGAGCCCAUCAUUUAUGGAUGAGAUAUCAACCGCCUCUCAUCCCUCGCAUCACACAGACCACCCUGCCCCUAUCACAUCCGGGGAACUGGAACAUGAGCUCGGCCGGAUGCAGCAACGCCAAAAAGAGCAACAGGCGUUAUCAUAUGAACGGCAACGUUAUCAAGCUGCUGACCGUAGCCCGGCUACUUCACAGUCUCUAUACACACUAACACCCAAUUUGACCUUUCAUACCCUUCACACACCAUCUCUUGAUGGGCAAAUGGGAUCAUUACAAAACUCGAUGCCGAGCCAACUCCUUGAUUACGACGCAAUUCUGGAUGAGCUUGGAUCCAUAGACUGCGCGGAUGGUAUUGAUGUGGAUCCUCAGUUUAUGACUAACUUGGGCUUUGCGCCAGGAUGUGAUCUGGGCGAGAUGUUUCAAGGUGAUUUUGGGACAUGAUUUAAUGCAAUCUAAUCAAUAUUUACACGGAUACAUAUUCACCCAAGUUGUUCCCGUCUGCCUACCUGUAGUGUCUUGGCUGAUGGGGCGUAAUAACUGCCC